Messenger RNA from Eublepharis macularius, 1682 nucleotides. RefSeq names its product nuclear FMR1 interacting protein 1 (gene NUFIP1). Gene Ontology annotation, cellular component: nucleus. Bases 104 to 1528 code for a protein of 474 amino acids. The transcript has 10 exons. The record is from RefSeq and is a predicted model, not a curated record. NCBI's taxonomy places the organism in Eukaryota, Metazoa, Chordata, Lepidosauria, Squamata, Eublepharidae. Gene Ontology annotation, molecular function: RNA binding. Gene Ontology annotation, biological process: box C/D snoRNP assembly.
GUUGCGCCUGCGGGCUCUUUCCCCCGCGGCCUGUCGUCCCUGACUCCGGUAGGGCGCUUCCGGCGGCGUCGCGUGUCUUUCCGGCGCCCGGCGGCCCCGCGAGAUGUCCGCCUGGCGCCUUCCCCCGCCGCCCUUCCCGGGCCGGGCCGGGCCCGGAGCCUGGCCGCCCCCCGCCCCGCCGCCGCGCCUCCCAGGGGGAGAUUACCAUUUUGGCAAAGAAUGGCAAGCGGAACAAGCCGGACUGCCACAUUGUGGAGCAUAUCAAAAAAACUGCAAGCGAAAGAACAGGAAGAGGAAACAGCCAGUUUACACUCAUUAUUGUGACACGUGUGAUCGUGGUUUUAAAAAUGUGGCAAAAUAUGAGGAGCACCUCUCUCAGCACAGAAAGUGUACAGAAGACGGGUGUGAUUUUAGUGCACAUGAGAAAUUGGUUCACAUACAUUGGAAAAAUAUGCAUUCUCCUGGAGCCAAAAGAAUCAAGUUAGAUACACUUGAGGAAAUUGCUAAAUGGAGAGAAGAAAGAAAGAAGAAUUUUCCUACUUUGGCAAAUGUUGCGAAGAAGAACAUGCUGCAGAUGGGAAAGGAGCAGAGAGGAGAGGUACUCAGUACGCCGCAGUUCGGCAAGAUGAGGGGAAUGUGGACGCCCCCCCAAGGCAAGACUUUGCAGCAGCCCAGAAAAGAAGGGCCUCAGACCGCCGGCCUCUGGGCCGCAUCUCAGAGUGGCGAUGGCAACCUUCUCCCGAACGCCUCAGGUGUGGGAGCUGAACGAGAGCCUGCUGGGCGAGACGGAGAUCCUCUCGGCCUUCUGGCCACGAAUGACCCAGAUUCAGACAAAGAAGCGGGAGCUGCAGAGGAGGCGGCGGCGGCGGCCUUGGGAGAGACCAUCGUUCCAAAACAGAUAACCUCCGCUUUGAGCUCUCUGGUGGCCAAUUAUGGCAGUUUGUCGGAAAAUGAAAGUGAGCAGGAUGAACCCAUCAAGACUGCAGAAAAAACAAUGGUUGAAAAUCAGGCCAUUCUCAGAAGUAUCCCUCCACCUUCGAACAUCGCUCACAUCUUGAAAGACACAGACCAUAAAGAAGCUGCUCCCUGUGGGGCUGAAACUUUGGGGAGAUCAAAUCCAUGUUCAGAACGCACCAGAGGUCCACGCCGACAGAGGAAAACACCUUGGAAGACGCCAAAGUGCCGCCCAACACUGCUGGAAAUGCUGCUGGCAAAGGAUAUACGGCAUGAAAGGAACGUGGUCCUGCAGUGCAUCCGCUACGUCAUCCAGAACAUGCUGGGACUCCCCUCGCAGGCCGUUUCAGCAGGAGGCCUGGAGACUGGGCAGGCGCUUCGAAAUGUGGAGGAAGGGCUCUUUCCAGGCCGGCGUGGUGGACCCAUCGUCACCUGUUGUGGUUUUGACCCUCAAUUAGCAGAACAGAGAGAAUUGGCCGAUCAGAACAAGGAGGCAGCCCUGCCUCAGACAUCACGAGCAUCUCCUGCUGCGGAGGAGGACGUGUGGGAAACCACAACACUCCUUUCUAAUUGAUACUGAGGCAGUUGUAGAGAGCCGGAAGGCCCCGCUCUCAUUUCAGGGUGGUGGUUUCAAAGAUGAUCAGGUUGUAUUACUAAAAGCAGUUUUUGUGCUGUAAAGUACAUCCAGUUAUGUGAACUCUCCCAAAGAUUUUGGCCGUAUCUCUUUU